Orbicella faveolata is the source of this 1330-nucleotide messenger RNA. Its product is annotated as beta-1 adrenergic receptor-like. Gene Ontology annotation, molecular function: G protein-coupled receptor activity. Gene Ontology annotation, cellular component: plasma membrane. The record is from RefSeq and is a predicted model, not a curated record. Gene Ontology annotation, biological process: G protein-coupled receptor signaling pathway. NCBI's taxonomy places the organism in Eukaryota, Metazoa, Cnidaria, Anthozoa, Scleractinia, Merulinidae.
GUCUCGGUCCAUGCAAAAAAAGCCAUCUUGACCUCACACUUGGUCAAUAAUUCAUAUAUAUUUACGAGCAUAUAUUUUCUCCCAAACAAUACAAGCUGCUGCCAGAUACAAUAAAAGUGUCUGCAAUUUGACAAGACGGACGUCCAAGAACACCAAGGAAAAACUACAAAGGUAAAGCUCUCUCUACUUGUGUUGUGUACUCACCAUGAACUUCAACAGCUGGAACUGGUUCUGGAGUGUGUGUUUUGGAGUGUCAGCAGUUGUAAUCAUUAUUAGUAACUCCCUGUCAAUUGCAGUUCUUGUCAAGGGAAGGUUUCGCAAACGUUCUCUUUACCUGUUAAUCGAUUUGGCAAUAGCUGAUCUCCUAGUUGGAUUAUUUGCAGUACCGAUUUAUAUGAUCACAGUCAUCUCUGAAGACAAGUUCAUGCCAGGAGUCGUUCUUGAUAGUGUCGAUAUGUUUACAGGUCUCUCCUCCAUUUUCACAUUGACUGUUAUUUCUCUUGAACGACUCUUUGCCAUCAGUCGGCCACUUCGUCAUCGGCAGUUAUCCUCUCAUAGCUACGCCAUUGCCAUAGCAACGCCAUGGAUCCUCUCCCUCGCGGUGACUUCAGUUCGAGUGUUACAGCACUAUUCAAUCGUGGCAAAUCACCAGAUUUUCACAGUUAUUACUAUCAGUUUGUCUACUUCUUUGCUAAUAACGUGCACUUCUUACUGCGUCAUCUGGCGUAAGCAGACUUCCCGCAUACAAAACGGAGUAAGAGCGAGGACAGAGGCGAGGAUGUCUAAGAUAUUGUUUUUGAUAACAGGAACAUUUGUGUUGACUUGGCUACCAUUCAAAGUUCUAUUAGUUGUAGUAAAUAUGUGUGUGCCGUGUAGUAGAAAAAUGCUCGCUGUGGUCGUUUUUGUACUGAAACUCCUUCAGUUCAGUAAUUCGUUUAUCAAUUUUUUGAUUUAUUGUCUAAGAAUGCCAGAUUACAGAAAAGCUGUUUCACAACUAUUUUCCAGUGCAAAUCCCGCGGUCACUCCAAUAAUCCUGAGGUUAAUACGUUAGGCAAUAGCCGAACAAAUAUCGCACUAAUCCACUUUUCAAGUGCACUGUCUUUAUAUGAUGUUCUAGCAACUCAUGCCAUGAUUAUAAUCCAGCUGAUAUAAUGCAAUUGUAACGCUUGGAGAAAUAAAUAUCUCGUAGAUUUUUGCUAGUUUAAUUUAUGAAUAGCAACUACUGUGAGUAUGUUACUUGUUCACUUUCUUUAAAAAAAAGUAAAAUUGCUACCGCGAUAUUUUCCUAUGUACCAUGUAUUUGGGUAAAUAUGAAGUAAUAAAUAACCGU